CGCCCAUCAAUUCAGUCCAAACAGCCCCCAAAAGACACGAAAAGAGACGGGAUUCUCUGUGUCUUUAAUCAAAAAUGUUUUCCCGCUCUGCGUUAGCAAAGGCUUUUGCCCUUCCGUUGGAACAAACCACACGCCAACCGCUCAUCACCACCUUCCGGGCCUCCCUUCAUCAAGCAACAACGACAGCAUCCAGUACAUCCCAUCCCGAUGUGCCAUUAAGCGCUACUCCGCAGACGCAAACAUCUGCUCCAGAGAAACAACCCGAGCACUCAACUUCAUCCACCUCCGUUCCUCAGACACGCGACCAAGUACCCGCCAACAAACAGCCGGUUAAGCCCACUUUCGACUCGCCGCUGAAAGUCUCCCAAUCCCUCCUCGAUAUGCUGCCACACCUAUCAAGCCAACGACCGCACUACAUUACCACCCACUUGCAUGAUAGGCCCUACCUGCUUACCGCUGGUGACCACCUCCGUCUGCCAUUCCUCAUGCCUAAAGUGAAACCGGGAGAUGUUCUUCGAUUCAACCGGGCUUCUGUCCUAGGUUCUAGGGAUUUUACCUUGAAGGGAGCCCCCUACGUCGAUGAGCGACUAUUUGAAUGCCGUGUCCGAGUCAUGGGAGUUGAUUCGGAGCCUUUGAGGGUCAAGGAGAAGACCAAGCGCAGACGACGACACGUUCAACAUGUCACGAGCAAGCACCGCUAUACGCUCUUGAGGGUGAUGGAUGUGAAGGUGAAGACCGCAGAGGAAUUGCUUCAGGAAGGAGCUGUUGUUGUGGAUGGCGCAGAAGCUGCUGCUCAGGUCGAGACGAAGGCAUAGAUGUGUUGAGCGGAGUCUGCUAAGGAGUACUGGGAAAAUUGUUAGGCGGAGUAUGAUGGAACCCGCAUUUUCCUUUUGUGACUAUUUCCUGGGACUUGUUGAGACCAGUCAUGUACAGAUAGAUAGAUCUUGGUGCAUGUUAUCCAUGCAUUAUACUGUAUUCUAUAAUUGCCAUUUCAAAUAAAAGAUAACAGAUGUUGUCGAUACUUGCCCGUG
Messenger RNA from Aspergillus ochraceoroseus IBT 24754, 1031 nucleotides. RefSeq names its product mitochondrial 54S ribosomal protein bL21m. The transcript has a single exon. Gene Ontology annotation, cellular component: mitochondrial large ribosomal subunit; ribosome. Gene Ontology annotation, molecular function: structural constituent of ribosome. The record is from RefSeq and is a predicted model, not a curated record. Bases 75 to 815 code for a protein of 246 amino acids. Lineage: Eukaryota; Fungi; Ascomycota; Eurotiomycetes; Eurotiales; Aspergillaceae.